Messenger RNA from Penicillium canariense, 1203 nucleotides. RefSeq lists its product as uncharacterized. NCBI's taxonomy places the organism in Eukaryota, Fungi, Ascomycota, Eurotiomycetes, Eurotiales, Aspergillaceae. The annotation marks the transcript as partial. Gene Ontology annotation, molecular function: oxidoreductase activity, acting on the CH-OH group of donors, NAD or NADP as acceptor. The transcript is spliced from 2 exons. The record is from RefSeq and is a predicted model, not a curated record.
UCAACGCAUCGACAAGCAGACACCCCAGACAAGCGACAGACAGCAAGAAGCCAAAGCUCACCAUGUCCUCUCCACCCCAAAUCACAUCAAGAAGCCCCCUCCCACCUCCCUCCCCCCCCAAAGCCGUGGAUCCACCACAUCACGCUCGACACUCUCCUCCGCGUCCUCCGCAACACCCUUCUCAGCCCAUUCAUCGCCUGGGUCAUAGUCCUCUGCCUCCGUGCCCAAGUCACCCCCCCAACAGACCCAGCAUUCAUUAUCGCCGUCUCAUACGCCUCGGCCCUGACGCUGCUCUUCGCUGCGCGAAGCAUCAAUCACCGUGUCGCGCACGGCACCCCGCGCACGGUGGAUUCUAGCAGUGAGGUGGUCCUAGUCACGGGCGGCGCGAGCGGGCUGGGGCAGUUGAUUGCGCAGAUAUAUGGCAUGAAGGGGGCGAGUGUGGCGGUGUUGGAUAUUAAGGAAAUCAGCGCGAAAGAACAGGAUGAGGGAUUUGGGGCCGAUGUGCGGUACUUCCAGUGUGAUGUUGGGGAUCGGGACGCGCUCGAGGGCGUGAAAUUCAAGAUUAAAGAGGAACUGGGCACUCCGACUAUCAUUAUCAACUGCGCCGCGGCUCGAAUCAACGGCCAUUCUCUUCUGGACUUGCCAGCAGAAGCAUUUGAAAAGACGAUGCGCACCAAUCUUAUGGCAGCGUUCUAUCUCUACCAGGUUUUCCUGCCAGGUAUCAUCGCAGAAGCAGAGAAUGGAGGCACCGUUGUUACUGUCAGCUCGGUGGUAGGCCAGUUGUCCCCAGCAGGGUUGUCGGACUACUCCGCAAGCAAAGCAGGACUUAGUGCACUGCACCGGACAAUGGAAGCCGAGUUGCGUGAUAACGAGCGGAUCAAGAUGUUGCUGGUGGAAACGGGGCAAAUGAUGACACCGCUGUUUGACUGGCUCCGUACCCCGAACCAUUUCUUUGCUCCUGUUCUAGAGCCAGUCGAGGUCGCGCGAGAAAUUGUGGCUGCUGUGGACAGCGGCCGCGGCGGCGUGCUCAGGUUGCCCACGUUUGCGAAGCUGGUCAAUUGGUAUGCUGUGUUGCCGGGUGCGAUUCAGCGUGUAGCACGGUAUCUGAGUGAAAUCGACAGUGCUGUGUUUUCGAGCCUUCCUGAACGCGACGCUGGGAGCGAGCACAGGUAUCCACUCAGGCCGACCAAGAAGGAGAACUAG